AAAAACUGGCGGGGUGAGUGUCCUCUCUUGGCGGGUCGGACUCCCUCCGACGAGAGGAUUUGGCCGCUGCCAUCGACGGACGUGGUUCGAAUCUGCAGGGGCAGGGUUUGCGCAAUCACUUGCGGGCGGUGGCGAAUUCGAGAGCAGCGGAAUGUCCCGCAACGUCGUUGUCGUCGUCGAAGAAGCAUUUUGAGUCGUCUCGAUGCAUCAAUUGUGUUGAUGAAGUGAAGGAUAAUUAAGAGAAAAUCUGAAGGCAUUUCGCGGUGCCAGGAGAUUUAGUGUAAGGAGAUGAGAUUUCGCGCUGCUAGGGGAGGAAUUGAUUAUCGAUUGAUGAAAUAUCUUGAUUUAUUUUCGACUGUUACGUUGUCAACGGUUUCCGAUUGGAUCCCGUGGGAAAGGGAAUCGGAAUUUUCCUUUAGGCGGACUAAUGUUGCGUCGCGCGUGAAGUGGCUGUGAAGGAAUUGGUUUAUUAGGGGGGGGAUUGGAGCUCGUGUUUUUUUAAUAAUCUGGCCAGCAUCUGAACUUUUCAGUAGAAGUUUGGGAUUGAUGAGCUCCCAAGCUUUCCUUUCCUUGGCCGGAUCAGUUAUCGUGGUUGAUCUCUGGUUUUCUUUCUUCUGAUGCGAGGCAACUGCCAUGGUCGACGAAAGCUGUAUUCGCAUGUGGCUCCAUUUGGAAUGUGAGCGACUCUAACGGUUCAAUAAUGCAUGGAAAGCCCCCAAGCCAUGAUGUGACUCAUGGUUGAACUUGUUAGUUGUGCAAGGAUGAAAAUAUGGCGCAAAUGAUACCAAAUGUGCAUGAUUUCGCUCCAAUCAAGCGUAUGAGGUGCGAGCAGCUGCUCUACAAUCGUGGAUUUCGAGGUAUUUAUUUCACCUUGCGACUGGUCGAGCUUGUUACUGUAAUAUCUUUCAACACGUGGCAUCCUGCCGUCUGAUAGAUACAGCAGUACCAAACAUGCUACUUUCAACAACGAACGUUUGAACUACAAUACCAUGGAUUUCUGUAGCACGUGCGUCCUUAGCUAUUCACGAACAUCAUCUUCCAUAUUUCAUGAUACCACACGUCUAAAGACAGCGCAUGGUUGUCAAGUUUUUGUUGUCGAUCUAUGCUGCACAUGAACUUAGUGCAAAGAGGAGCUCCCCGUCAGGUUGCGAAGGGAAACUGAUUAUUAGGGUUUUUACCACCAAAUAUGAACCUUUGCGUUCAAUUGAAUUUAUGAGGAGAUUGAGAUGUGCUUGAAAUUAGGGCAGCUUUUCCCAGGUGUAUGACUCGUUUUCCUCAUUCCGUGAACCUCAACCAUGUUUGUCAUGACUUUCAGGCAUUUAAUUUGUCACCACAUUACCUUUUGAUUAAUAGAAAUGAUUUCAUGAAUUCGGAUCAAUGAAAUAAGAAAGGGAAGAUAUUUGGUGACCAAGUCUGCCGAAGGAUAAUGCUGCAAAAGUUGAGUUUUGAUUCUUUGACAAGCCAAUUGUGCUCAUUCACGAGUCUCUGUUAUGCUCAUAUUCUACUUUGUAACGUCUUGGAUCUGAAGGACUGAGAAGAGUUGGAUCGAUCCUGCAAAAUGGCUCAUGAAGCACAGUUCAGCGUUUUAAACCCAUCAGUUCAGGUUCCGUUUGAAUCAAAAGAAGGUAAUUUUACACGAGAAGAGCAAAUUGCAAGGUUGAAACGUUACUUUUCCUUACUGGAUCUUGCGGAGCUACUUAAGGAGAGAGGAAUGGAUUCUGAUGAACUGAUAUUUGGUGAAGAGAACGGAGAGCUACCUUUAUAUUUAUUUGACGAUAUCCUCUUUGAAACCAGACAUCCAUCUGGAUGGGUUGAAAAAUCUAUCAUUAUUCCUGCAAAGGCAGGCUUUACACAACCUAAUGGCUCAACAAAGUGGAAGCCAGCCACCGUCCUAGAUUAUCUUGAACCGAGCAACACUUAUUUGGUGAAAUGGGAUGACAGUGGAGAGACUGCUUGGUUACCAAGAAUUCAGGUGUGUUUUUCGGCUGAGGACCCACUACUCUUUGCUGACCGAGUUGUUCAUGCAUCACAAGCCCGUGCCGCAGCUAAAGUGAAGAUGAGGUUUGGGAUGUACGUAAAAAACAUGCCCAUUGACGACAUUCUACCUCUUGAUGAAGACGUAAUUAAGAAGAUAAAGAAAAACGUUUACAAUACAAAAGCUUUGAGAGAGCGAAAUGAGGACGUAUCUCAACUUCUAUCUGAGGUUACUCAAAAUUAUGUCUGUAUAAUGAAUGAACUUGUAUUUAUUGAGAGUCUUCACCGGCAAGAAACUCCUGCCCAAGAAUAUCUAAUAGAGUUCGCUGAACCACUUCCUCUAGAUAUACCAAAGCCACGAGUUCCGCGAAAUGGCACUAUAUCAAUUCCUGGUUACGAAAUCGAAGAAAAAGAGAAUGAGUUUUACGUAACUUCCUGUCUUACACGACCUGAGGUGAUCCUAGCUACAGUCAAAGUAAGAGACGAAUGCAGUAAGAUUCUAAACCUCACAAUUUUACAAACCCAAUACUCCAAGAGUUUAAGAAUUGAAGAAUUUGAACAGAUGCAAGCUUCAACGAUUGAUGCUGGCGCCACCUACUUGAAAGAAAGGUGAGAGUGUCAAGUUUUCUUCUUCACUAAAAUGACAGGUAUAUAGAGGUCUAAGAAUAUAUAUUUAUAUAUAUAUAUAUAUAGAUGAACCUUAAAAGUAUAUAUGUUUAAAUCCAAACUUUGUGAAAGCAGUUGGAUAAGUACUCUCAAGAAUGUAUUCAGAGUUACAUUCAAAAAAAUUGAUAAAGGUUGGUUCAAUAUGAAAGAAACAAGCAUGGACGCUUAUAACGCUAGCAAGAUGAAGAGGUAUUUGACCAUGGUUCAACUUAUGAUGGAGGAUUCACUUCGAUACUUGGUGGAAGAUGCUCUACAGAAAUAUACUUGUUUUGUUGAGCAACACAUAGGUUCUGCACAUAUCGAUAUUAAGUCAAUAAAUGAAGUGAUUUGUGAAUGGCCAAAGUUGACUUAUUCGCAUGUAAGUAAAGGAUUCACAACUCAGAGACAAUUUUGUGGA
Messenger RNA from Physcomitrium patens, 3037 nucleotides. NCBI's taxonomy places the organism in Eukaryota, Viridiplantae, Streptophyta, Bryopsida, Funariales, Funariaceae. The record is from RefSeq and is a predicted model, not a curated record.